This is a messenger RNA of Balearica regulorum gibbericeps (East African grey crowned-crane), 1042 nucleotides long. NCBI's taxonomy places the organism in Eukaryota, Metazoa, Chordata, Aves, Gruiformes, Gruidae. The record is from RefSeq and is a predicted model, not a curated record.
CAUGGCAACAGUCGUCACCGAAAAGCUUAGCCGCCUCUUUAUUAACGUGCGGCAGGUCCCUCAGCUGCUGGCCCCUCUCUCUCCCUCCACCGUCAGCAGUUCGGAGGUGCCAAAGAUCUUCUGGAAGCCCUACAUCCACACCGGCUACCGGCCGGUGCAGCAGACCUGGCGCUAUUACUUCUCGACACUCUUCCAGCAGCACAACGAGGCCAUCAACGUCUGGACGCAUCUGGUUGCAGCGCUGAUCCUGCUGCUGCGGUUCCAGCAGCUCUCCCAACGGGUGGAUUUUGGGCAGGACCUGCACGCCCAACCCCUCCUCAUCAUCAUCGUGGCGUCCAUCACCUACCUGACGUUCAGCACCCUCGCUCACCUUCUGCAGGCCAAAUCUGAGUUCUGGCACUACAGCUUCUUCUUCAUGGACUACGUGGGGGUUGCCGUUUACCAGUACGGCAGCGCUCUGGGGCACUACUACUACGCCAUCGAGCCAAGCUGGCACGAGAAGAUCCAGGGGUUUUACAUGCCGGCGGCUGUCCUGUUAGCCUGGCUGUCCUGCGCGGGUUCCUGCUACGCCAAGUACCGGUAUCACCAAUCCGCUCACCUUCUGAGCAGGCUCUGCCAGGAGCUGCCCUCCGGCCUGGCGUACGUGCUGGACAUCAGCCCUGUGAUCCACCGCAUCUACACCGCGUCGCCCUCCGAGCGGGCUGACCCGGCCCUUCUGUAUCACAAAUGUCAAGUGCUCUUUUUCCUCAUUGGAGCCUUUUUUUUCUCACACCCUUACCCUGAGAAGUGGUUUCCCGGGAAAUGUCACUUCUUCGGGCAGAGCCAUCAGAUUUUUCACGUGUGCCUGGUACUCUGCACGUUGGCGCAGAUCGAGGCGGUGGUGUUGGACUAUGAGUCCAGGCGACAGAUCUAUUCCGCUCUUCAGGGUGAUUUGGCGCACAACUUCUCUGCCCUGUGCCUCUUCACUGUGACCUGCUCUGUCCUCACAGCCGCUUACAUGGCCCGGAAGGUGAAGACCAAGCUGAGCUUCAAAGAAGAGUGA